AUGAAAUCAUUCACUCUUUUCACUUCUGCUCUUGUAGCAUUCGCCAGCACUGUCAGUGCUGCUGGUGUCACCGGUGCUGCCGAAGGUUUCGCUAAGGGCGUUACUGGAGGUGGUUCCGCUGCUGCUGUAUACCCCUCCACCACCGACGAGCUGGUCUCGUACCUUGGUGACAGCAAGCCCCGCGUUAUCAUUCUGAACAAGACAUUCGACUUCCGCGGUACUGAGGGUACUACCUCUGCCAAGGGCUGCUCUCCUUGGGGCACCGGCAGCCUCUGCCAACAGGCCAUUGACAAGGAUGGCUGGUGUGAGAACUACGAGUCUUCUGCACCCAAGGUCUCUUCUCUCACUUAUGACAAGGCCGGCAUGAUCGGCAUUACUGUCAAUUCCAACAAGAGUUUGGUCGGUCAGGGCAGCAAGGGUAUCAUCAAGGGCAAGGGUCUUCGCAUGGCCAACGGCGUAAAGAACGUAAUCAUCCAGAACAUCGCUAUAACUGACCUAAACCCCCACUAUGUUUGGGGUGGUGAUGCUAUCACUUUGGCCGGUACUGAUAUGAUCUGGAUUGAUCAUGUUACUACUCAACGCAUUGCUCGCCAGCACAUUGUCCUCGGAGAGUCUGCUUCCGGUAGAGUUACCAUCUCCAACUGCGACAUUGACGGUUCCUCCUCCUGGUCUGCUACCUGUGACGGCCGCCACUACUGGGCUCUCUACUUCACUGGCUCCAACGACAUGAUCACCUUCAAGGGCAACUACAUUCACCACACUUCCGGUCGCUCGCCCAAGGUUCAGGGCAACACCAUCCUCCACGCCGUCAACAACUACUGGUACGACAUUGACUCCAAGGGUCACGCUUUCGAGCUUGGCCAGGGCGGUUACGUUCUCGCAGAAGGAAACAAGUUCCAGAACGUCAAUGUGAUCAUAGAAGCUGGUGCUACUGGCAAGUACUUCACUGUUCCUGGUAGCGGUAGCCCUUGCAGCUCUUUUAUUGGCCGCAACUGCCAGAGCAACGCCUUCGGCAGCUCUGGUCUCUUCUCCUCUGCCGAUACUAGCUUCCUCGGCAACUUCAAGGGCAAGAACAUCGCUUCUGCCGCUGCUGCCAGCUCCGUCUCUACUGCCAACGUUGGUUACGGCAAGAUCUAA
This is a messenger RNA of Aureobasidium subglaciale EXF-2481, 1137 nucleotides long. Its product is annotated as polysaccharide lyase family 1 protein. Bases 1 to 1137 code for a protein of 378 amino acids. Lineage: Eukaryota; Fungi; Ascomycota; Dothideomycetes; Dothideales; Saccotheciaceae. The record is from RefSeq and is a predicted model, not a curated record. The transcript is spliced from 4 exons. Gene Ontology annotation, molecular function: pectate lyase activity.